GAAAUUUAAAACACUGUGCACUUUCUUUCCUUGUCACUACGGGCAACCUAGCGACUCUUCCCGGUAAAUGGAAGGCGCUUCUGUAUGGCACCCCUGUAUCCGGUGACUUAAGCGAAUUCGUCAUUGAUCUGUGUGUUUAAUCGGAUGGGAUUUGCAGACCCAUAAAAAUUCUAGUGAUUUAAACAUUUAAAAAACGGGUCGCUGAAGCCAUCUACUAUUUCAUAAAUUGGAUAUUAAAAAAUCUUUAUUUCAAAUAUAAUUUAUAACAAAGCUGGAUAUUUUAAUACUUUUUGGUGAGAGCUUGUCAUUUUAAAAACCACAAGAGAUGGUCCAGAACCAAAGUCGAUAAUUGGAUAAUUUUACCUGGGCAGGUCUGAAGUUUCCAUGGUAUACCAGAUGGGCCUCUUGUAACACUGCACAAAUUAUAGCAAGGUACCACAUCCGGUAGUGAUCAUGAGUUCCAUGUACUACAGAGUGGACCCCCCGCGACCAAAGUCCCCCACAUUUGGGAUGGGAACAAGGACUGCUAAAGAGAUCAAGGAAAUAACGGAAAGACUGGUGAAAUCCACAUACGAAAGAAAGCUAGCCACCCGGGAGAAUAAACAAGUAAAUAACUAUGAACAUCUACUAGAGUCCGGGAAUAGAAAACGUCUGCCGUCUGCUUGCCGAGAGAGAAACAUGAGACCACCCCCAAGCCGGGAGUCUGACGGGAGGCGGUACACUGACAGAGACUUCCGGGUUCUAAUGCGCCGGUUGAUGAGGCCUACUAUGAGUGCUAGCGCUAAGUAUCAGAAACAGGACGAGGAUACUGUAGAUAAAAUGCAGAACCUGAAGGAAGGUAAAAUAGUCCGCGGCGAGAAAUCCGAUAGAGAAGGAUCCGCUAAAAGUGUCCGCCGGAUCAGCCGUCCUACGACGGCCUCCCGCGCUAAAACUUUCGAGUGCCACUUAUGUUACGAACACAACAAUAAGAAAGCGGACGAGGAACCGGACGCGUUCGAUUAUGAAUACUCGGAUUCUAAGGCUGUGCCUAAGGAGGAACUGGAUUAUAUUGUUGAAAGAGUAGCAAUGCCUACAUGUUCCAGUGCCAAAGGUGUAAGGAAAUGUGCCAAAACGCCUGUGUAUAUUGACGAAGUUAAAAUACGGGAACAGCUACCUUUGCUAAGUGGUUUAGGGAGAAGUAAAAAUGUGCAAGAAAUAACGAAUCGUCUUCAUCAACGUCGAUAUAAAUAUACACCCAUGGCAACAGAAAUCUCAGUAUUUUCCUAGCUGUGAUACUUUACAUUACAUUUUAUUUUUCAAUUCGUUGAUAAUUUGCAAGUUGGUUUUAAAAUGGAACCAAAGGCUUCUUUUCGCAAAUUAGUGAAUAUUUAAAAGGUAUUUGAUUUCGGAGUUUCGUCUUUUAAGUAGCCAUAAACUAAUAUUGUCCGAUACAUAUGUAGAAAUGAUCAAUGUGUCCAUUACAAGAGAAAAGUCCUUUUUUACAUAUAUGUGUACAAAGUAUAUAUAUUUUCUCUCUCUCUUCCCAGCUCUGUGCUGAAUAAAACAUU
Molecule: messenger RNA, 1547 nt
Organism: Saccostrea echinata
Lineage: Eukaryota; Metazoa; Mollusca; Bivalvia; Ostreida; Ostreidae
Exons: 2
Coding region: 454-1266 (270 amino acids)
Source: RefSeq, a predicted model, not a curated record